This is a messenger RNA of Sclerotinia trifoliorum, 1448 nucleotides long. Lineage: Eukaryota; Fungi; Ascomycota; Leotiomycetes; Helotiales; Sclerotiniaceae. The record is from the annotation of a GenBank genome assembly.
AUGGGUUCUGUUAGUCCUUCAAGAGCUUCUUGCAAAAUCGCUAUUGUAGGAGCUGGUCUAGCGGGGUCUUGCUACUGCAGUUAGCCUUCAGAGAGCAGGACAUCAAGUCACUGUAUUCGAGGUAUACUCUGGAUUAAAAGAGGUGCGCAUUUUUACUCUUCCAUUCUAUGUAUUACGAAAUUCCCGCAAAACUGAAAAAAAAAAGAAUAACUAUGAUUAGAUUGGCGCAGGUGAGAUAUUCCAUAGAUCUUAAGCGUCCUCGCAUCUCAUAUUAACCAUCUAUCGUAAACCAGGAAUCAACGUAGCAACCAAAGCGACGAUCCUAUUCUAAGAAUGGGGUAUCCACCCAGAACUAGAAGAAGUUUCUAUCGAACCCGAAAUUGCGCGGAUUUCUCCCACAAAUCAGAGAUUCUUUCUAAUACGAAUGUGAGUCCUGAUCUUCAGGACCUUUACAAAAACGCCUUAUUUUAUCACUCAUCGAGCAGAGUUACAAAAUGUGCUUUUUCGCGAAGCGUUAAAAUCAGGAGCUGUGGUGAAUUUUGGGAUUAGGAUACAGAAAAUCGGCUUUGAGAAUUCGACGCUGGAACCUACGGAUGGGACGACUACUGGUGCUUUUGAUGUUAUAUUAGGAGCUGAUGGAGAAAAAUCUUUUUGUCGAGAAUCAUUGCUUGGACGAGAUGAUCCUCUUCUUGAUAGAGGUUUUGAUAUUUACCCCGCUACGGUAAAGAUUGAUGGUGUGGCUAAGCAGCCUGAAAUUGCUGGGUGGGUGAAUGUUCAUAGUAUUAAUAUGUGGAUUGGUCCGGAAGGUCAUACGGUGACUUAUCCAAUCAAGAAAGGGAAUUUACUCAACAUCGUACUGACUCAUGAACAUGAGUCUGACUCUUCGACAUCAGCUGGACCUGUACCAGUGGGCUCGGAAGUUGUUCAUGAAGCCUUUGAACAUUGGAGUCCGGAGUUUCACCAGCUGUUAAGUUUGCCAACUGCAGUGAGUCUAUUUCUUCCAACAUCUCACAUUCCAAUUCACAACCAACUGACUUUCGUUGCUCUAGUGGAUGAAAAGAAGAAUGAUGUAUUCUCCCGAAUGUACAUCUUGGCUACACCUCUCGGGUCAUUUUGCUCUUCUCGGAGAUUCAGCACAUGGAUCUCCACCAUAUCUGUAAGAUGACUCGAAUCGACUCUCCAGAAAACAAACUAACUACCGAGCGAUCUAUUACAGAGCACAAGGUGCGGCAAUAGCUUUUGAAGAUGCCGCCGUCCUUGGAGUUUUGUUUUCCAAGAUUCAAAGCAAGAAUGACAUGCCUGGAUUACUAACAAUGUACGAUAAUCUUCGACGACCAAGAGCGUUGUUGUGCAAGGGCCGUAGCAGAGCUCUCUGUAACAUUUUCGAUGAAGAAUGGCCCAGAGCAAGAAGAGAGAGACAGAUUGUUGUUGCAAAAGUCAUAUUAUGA